AUGCCGAAACUAACUCAGAAGGAAUCUUUACCUCACAACGUGCUAAUCGCAACACUGUUAUUCUUAUGGGGUUUUUCAUACGGCCUCAUUGGUAUCCUUAAUAUCAAAUUUGGAAUGCUACUUGAAUUGAGCCCGUGGGCAACCAGGGGACUUCAUGCUGCCUACCAUGGAGGUUACUUACUUGGAGGCAUCUUCCUGGGGCGGCUAUUCUUAAACAAGUUGGGGUUUGCGGAUGCUCUCAUCGCCGGACUUUACAUAUACGCUUGCGGAGCGCUUCUUUUCUGGCCUUCCGCCGUCCUCGGCUCUUUACCAACUUUCAUCGUAUCCAACAUGGUGGUAGCAUUCGGGUUGGUCGUGUUAGAGACGACAGCAAAUCUUUUCGUUGCUAUAUGUGGGCCGCUCGAAUAUUCAGAAAUUCGGUUAUGUCUCGCCCAAUCCUUCCAGGGUAUGGGCAACGUGUCUGCUACGGAGCUGGCAAGGAGAUUCUUAUUCAAGAAUGCUAAGGAUACUACCGAUGUGGUUAACGCACAGUGGACAUAUCUAAUUAUCGCCUUUAUAUCAGUGCUCCUCUCAGUAUUAUUCUAUUACCUUCCUCUUCCGGAGGCUCCGAAUGAUGACUUGAGGCAAUUAGCUGCUCAGCGCCCUGAAAACCGUGCCAAAGUAUGGAAUAUGCGAACUUGUUAUUUUACUAUGGCAAUGGGGAUCGGCUCCCAGUUCUUUUAUCAAGCAGGACAAGAGGCACAUUUUGUGAAUUUCACCGACUAUGUGAAAUUCACUAGACCAAGCGCUAACAAUGUGGCGAUUAUUGAAGCCUCGAUGGACGCUAUCGUCUUAUAUAUCGGUCUGAUCGUUGUCGGAGCGCUUUGCAUGCAUACGACCGGUCUAGCUGCUGAUGCCAUGACAAUGAUAGUCUUUUUCUUUGAGAAUUGUAUCUUUCCUACCAUAUUUGCAAUGUCCAUGCGUGGAACAGCGCAACAUGCAAAGACUGCUGCUUCACUCAUGGCUGCAGCUAUUUGCGGUGGCACAAUUGGGCCGUUUGCACAGCUUGCUGCUGCUAUGAGCCAUGGUGAACCAUGGUUCUAUAGCGUCGCAACGGCGUUCUGGAGUGUUGGAGCUCUGUUCGUCAUAUAUCUCAACUUUGUGCCUCAGGCAAAGAGGCAGGUUGAUCCUAUACGCGAUGAUUAUAUCAAAGAGAAGUAGGAGUUCAUGAAUUCUUGGG
Molecule: messenger RNA, 1219 nt
Organism: Talaromyces stipitatus ATCC 10500
Lineage: Eukaryota; Fungi; Ascomycota; Eurotiomycetes; Eurotiales; Trichocomaceae
Exons: 2
Coding region: 1-1200 (399 amino acids)
Source: RefSeq, a predicted model, not a curated record